UGUCGCAGCUAGCCAUGGCGUCCGCAAUGGCAACGACGGGAAGCCAUCGUCGGCAGCUGCUCCUCAUCUUCGUCCUGACGUUCUACUUCUUGUCUUCCGAGCUUCGCGUCGUCCAUGGCCAGCCCGACACUCUCGGGUUCAUCAGCAUCGACUGCGGGACCGCGGAGGGCACGAGCUACCCGGACGAGUCCACCAACGGCCUGAGGUACGUCUCGGACGCCGGCUUCGUGGACGCUGGGGCCGGGGCCAACGCCGGCAUCAGCCCGCCGUACAGCGAUCGGGGCCUGGCGCCGCGGUACCUCAACGUCCGCUACUUCUUCGCCCCCUCCGGCGGCUCCGGUGGCGGCAACAACCGGAGGAGCUGCUACACGCUCCGGGGGCUAACGCAAGGAGCCAAGUACCUGGUCAGGUGCAGCUUCUACUACGGCAACUACGAUCAGCUCAGCAGGCUCCCGGCCUUCGACCUCUACCUCGGCGUCCACCGCUGGGCCGCCGUGAACGUCACCGCCGCCGACGACACCUACAUCCUCGAGGCCGUCACCGUGUCGCCCGCCGAGUUCCUGCAGGUUUGUCUGGUGGACAUUGGGUUGGGGACGCCGUUCAUCUCCGGGCUUGACCUGAGGCCGCUCAGGGCGGCCAUGUACCCGGAGGCCACCGCGAACCAGUCGUUGCUCCUGCUCAACUUUCGCCGGCCGACGGCGAGGUUUGCUUUGAACCGCUACCACUUCUGGCGGCCGGCCAGUUCCUAUAGAGUUUUCAGGUAUCCAUUUGAUUCGCACGACCGCCUCUGGCAGAGCUACGGCGAUGUCACUGCAUGGACCAACAUAACAACAGCAACUACCGUGGACAUAAAAAACUCCAGCAGCUUCGACGAGCCGUCCGUGGUACUGCAGAGCGCUGCCACUCCGGUGAACGGCACCCAGCUCGACUUCUCAUGGAGCCCGGACCCCUCACUGAACAAUGACAACAAUAGCACAGCUUACCUUCUGCUGCUCUACUUCGCGGAGCUGCAGAGGCUGCCAAGCGGCGCGCUAAGGCGGUUCGACGUCCUUGUCGACGGCGCCUCGUGGGAUGGAAGCCGGAGCUACAGCCCAAAAUACCUUUCUGCAGAAGUUGUGGAAAGGGUGGUGGUGCAGGGGUCAGGCCAGCACACCGUCUCACUUGUCGCCACACCGGACGCCACACUCCCACCCAUCCUGAACGCGUUCGAGAUAUACUCGGUGCGGCAGACGGCUGAGCUUGGGACGAAUAAUGGAGAUGCUGAGGCCAUGAUGGCAAUUCGCACCGCUUAUGCGCUGAAGAAGAACUGGAUGGGUGACCCUUGUGCACCGAAAGCAUUUGCCUGGGAUGGCUUGAAUUGCAGUUAUUCUUCAUCUGGAUCUGCACAGAUAAAAGCUAUAAAUCUGUCCUCUAGUGUGUUGACCGGUGCAGUUGAUCCUUCGUUUGGUGAUCUAAAAUCUCUACAACACUUGGACCUGUCCAAUAACAGCUUGUCAGGUUCAAUACCUGUUUUUCUAGCGCAAAUGCCAUCACUCACAUUCCUUGAUUUGUCAAGCAACAAACUGAGUGGACCAGUUCCUGCCGCUCUACUACAAAAGCAUCAAAAUAGAUCUCUUCUAUUAAGGAUUGGUAACAACGCAAAUAUCUGUGACAAUGGUGCUUCUACAUGUGAUUCAGAGGACAAAGGAAAGUACAGAACACUCGUCAUUGCAAUAGCUGUACCAAUAGCUGUAGCAACUCUACUGUUUGUGGCAGCAAUUCUUAUCCUUCACAAAAGAAGAAAUAAACAAGAUACAUGGACGGCACACAACACAAGGCUUAAUAGCCCCCGGGAGAGGUCAAACUUAUUUGAGAACAGACAGUUCAGUUACAAGGAACUGAAGCUCAUUACAGGUAACUUCAGAGAAGAAAUAGGGCGAGGAGGAUUUGGUGCCGUGUAUCUAGGUUAUUUAGAGAAUGAAAGUACAGUUGCUGUCAAGAUCCGUUCAAAAACAUCUUCUCAAGGGAAUACAGAGUUUCUAGCUGAGGCUCAACACUUGAGUCGAGUUCAUCAUAAAAACCUGGUUUCCAUGAUUGGUUACUGCAAGGAUAAGAAACAUCUGGCCCUUGUCUACGAAUACAUGCAUGGAGGAGACCUAGAGGACCGCCUACGAGGAGAGGCCUCUGUUGCGACGCCCCUCAGCUGGCAUCAACGUCUCAAGAUUGCUCUCGACUCUGCCAAAGGAUUGGAGUAUCUACAUAAGUCCUGCCAACCACCACUGAUCCAUAGGGAUGUGAAGACAAAGAACAUCCUCCUAUCUGCUAACCUAGAGGCAAAGAUAUGUGACUUUGGUCUCUCGAAGGUGUUUGCCGAUGAGUUCAUGACCCACAUCACUACCCAACCGGCAGGUACCCUGGGGUACCUUGACCCUGAAUAUUACAACACAUCCCGGCUAAGUGAGAAGAGUGACGUGUACAGCUUCGGAGUUGUAUUACUGGAGCUCAUAACUGGCCAGCCGCCUGCAGUCGCGGUCACUCACACAGAGAGCAUCCACAUCGCGCAGUGGGUGCGCCAGAAGCUCUCGGAGGGUAACAUCGAGAGCAUUGCUGACUCUAAGAUGGGGAGGGAGUAUGAUGUCAACUCAGUCUGGAAGGUUACAGAGCUGGCACUGCAGUGCAAGGAACAACCAUCACGGGAGCGACCAACGAUGACAGACAUUGUGGCUGAGCUCAAGGAAUGCUUGGAACUGGAGUUGUCUCGCGGAAUGGGCAGUUACAGCUCAGUCACCAGUGGUGCAAACAAUCUCAGCGCAACCAGUGCUGACUUGCAUAGUGAUGCUCAAGGAAGUGAUCUGAGACAGCAAAGCGUGCUUGAGCUGGGACAGGUUGGCGAUGCAUCCGCGACUCGCAUAGGUCCCAUACCAAGAUGAAGACCAACCAUUAAUUUUUUAUUGAACUGUAAUCUUGUAUAUAAGUAGGUGGUGUAUCAGAAAAUUGUAUGGUUUCUUAUUUGAGUGUUAUUAAACAAGAAACAAAUCUCCAUGCUCAAUAGACUACAUACAUGAAGGCUGUGAGUGUGUGUGAGAAAUGGAGGGUGCAUUUUACGAA
This is a messenger RNA of Brachypodium distachyon (stiff brome), 3087 nucleotides long. RefSeq names its product putative leucine-rich repeat receptor-like protein kinase At2g19210. Lineage: Eukaryota; Viridiplantae; Streptophyta; Magnoliopsida; Poales; Poaceae. The transcript is spliced from 13 exons. The record is from RefSeq and is a predicted model, not a curated record. Gene Ontology annotation, biological process: protein phosphorylation. The coding region runs from base 15 to 2909 and encodes 964 amino acids. Gene Ontology annotation, molecular function: protein binding; protein kinase activity; ATP binding.